Messenger RNA from Gastrolobium bilobum, 3057 nucleotides. RefSeq names its product putative calcium-transporting ATPase 13, plasma membrane-type. The record is from RefSeq and is a predicted model, not a curated record. Gene Ontology annotation, biological process: calcium ion transmembrane transport. Gene Ontology annotation, molecular function: P-type calcium transporter activity; ATP binding; ATP hydrolysis activity. The transcript has a single exon. Gene Ontology annotation, cellular component: intracellular membrane-bounded organelle; membrane. NCBI's taxonomy places the organism in Eukaryota, Viridiplantae, Streptophyta, Magnoliopsida, Fabales, Fabaceae. The coding region runs from base 1 to 3057 and encodes 1018 amino acids.
AUGUCAAUGAGCUUGUUUACAAACUUGAACCGCACCGAGAUAGUACUACUCAAUGCCCCAAACACCAUUAGUGCACCCAUUAAAAGAUGGCACUCUGCUUUCCUUUCCAUCUAUUGUUCUAGAGCCCUUGUGUCACACUUCAUUCUCAACAAAACCAACAAAAAGAAAGAAAAAACCUCACCUUAUCAUCCAUCUUUCACCGUGGUUGAUUUGAGUUCACACCAAUCCUUUGCUGUUGAUCAAACAAGUCUCACUGAGAUUGUCAAAGAGAAAAACCUUAAGAGCCUUGAGAAAUAUGGUGGGGUUGAAGGGUUGGCUUCAAUUCUUGAAACCAACGUUGAAUAUGGUAUCAAAGGUGAUGAUGAUGCUGAUGCUGAAGACAUUGCACGUAGACAAGAAGUGUUUGGUUCCAAUAGUUACAACAAACCUCCUUCUAAAGGCUUCUUUCAUUUUGUGUUGGAAGCCUUUAAGGAUGUGACCAUUCUCAUCCUCUUGGCUUGUGCAGCACUUUCCCUUGGCUUUGGCAUUAAGGAGCAUGGCCUCAAAGAAGGUUGGUAUGAUGGUGGCAGCAUUUUUCUUGCUGUGUUUAUUGUCAUUUCCAUGUCUUCCAUAAGCAACUUUAGACAGAACAGACAAUUUGACAAGUUAUCUCAAGUGAGCAAUGAUAUACAAAUUGAUGUGGUGAGAAGUGGUAGGCGCCAACAGAUUUCAAUCUUUGAAAUUGUGGUUGGUGAUGUCAUUUGCUUGAAGAUUGGAGAUCAAGUACCAGCGGAUGGAUUAUUCAUAGAUGGACAUUCAUUGAGAGUGGAUGAAUCAAGCAUGACUGGGGAGAGUGAUCAUGUGGAGGUUAAUAGAAAUCACCACCCAUUCUUGUUCUCUGGCACCAAAGUUGCUGAUGGGUAUGCUAAAAUGCUAGUUACCUCAGUUGGUAUGAACACAACAUGGGGCCAAAUGAUGAGUUCAAUCAGCAAGGAUACUGAUGAGCAAACUCCUUUGCAAGCAAGGCUAAACAAGCUUACCUCAUUCAUUGGGAAGGUUGGUUUGUCUGUGGCUUUUCUAGUCCUUGUUGUUUUGUUGAUUCGUUACUUCACAGGAAACACAAAGGAUGAGAAUGGUGUUAGAGAGUUCAAUGGAAGCAAGACUAAGUUCAAUGAGAUAAUGAAUGCAGUGGUUGGAAUUGUUGCUGAUGCGGUAACUAUUGUUGUUGUUGCAAUCCCUGAGGGUCUGCCACUAGCAGUGACUCUUACAUUGGCUUAUUCAAUGAAGAAAAUGAUGGCAGACCAAGCAAUGGUGAGAAAACUAUCUGCAUGUGAGACUAUGGGGUCUGCUACAACCAUUUGUACUGACAAAACAGGCACACUCACGCUCAACCAGAUGAAGGUGACCAAGUUUUGGCUUGGCCUAGAACCUGUAGCAGUGGGUGCAUACUCUUCAGUUGCUCCAUAUGUUCUUCAAUUGAUCCAAGAAGGAGUGGCUCUCAAUACAACUGGUAGUGUGCAAAAGUCUAAAUCAGAUUCUGAGUUUGAAUUUUCAGGUAGUCCCACAGAAAAAGCAAUCCUAUCAUGGGCUGUUUUGGAAUUGAACAUGGAGAUGGAGCACUUGACAAAAAGCUGUUCUAUCCUUCAAGUUGAGACCUUCAACUCAAAGAAGAAAAGAAGUGGGGUUUUGCUGAGAAGGAAGGAAGACAACAAAGUUCAUGCACACUGGAAAGGAGCAGCAGAGAUGGUGCUAAAAUUGUGUUCAAGAUAUUAUGAUGCUUCUGGCAUUGUGAAAGAUCUUGACAAUGAUAGUAAGUUGAAAUUUGAACACAUUAUUCAAGGUAUGGCAGCUAGUAGUCUUCGUUGCAUUGCUUUUGCACAUGUAGAAGUUGGAGAUGAAGAAGGUAGCACAAUGGUAAAAGACAAUGGUUUAACCUUGUUAGGACUUGUGGGAAUUAAGGAUCCAUGUCGUCCAGGUGUGAAGAAAGCUGUGGAAGCUUGCCAACAUGCUGGUGUAAAUGUCAAAAUGAUCACAGGUGACAAUGUUUUCACUGCAAAAGCUAUAGCAACAGAAUGUGGCAUACUUAGGCCUAAUCAGGACACAGAUGGAGCAGUGAUUGAAGGAGAGGAAUUUAGAAACUUCACACCUGAGGAAAGAUUGGAGAAGGUUGACAAAAUCUGUGUGAUGGCUAGAUCCUCUCCUUUUGAUAAACUUUUAAUGGUUCAAUGCCUAAAACAGAAAGGCCAUGUAGUUGCUGUUACUGGGGAUGGCACAAAUGAUGCACCAGCACUCAAGGAAGCUGAUAUUGGACUUUCUAUGGGAAUUCAAGGCACUGAAGUUGCCAAAGAGAGCUCAGAUAUUGUUAUAUUGGAUGACAAUUUUGCUUCUGUUGUCACAGUCUUAAGGUGGGGAAGAUGUGUUUAUAAUAACAUCCAAAAGUUCAUUCAGUUUCAAUUGACAGUGAAUGUUGCAGCACUUGCAAUCAACUUUGUAGCAGCAGUGUCAGCUGGGGAAGUGCCACUAACAGCAGUGCAAUUGUUAUGGGUGAAUUUGAUCAUGGACACAUUAGGUGCUUUGGCUCUUGCAACAGAAAAACCAACCAUGGAGUUGAUGGAGAAACCACCAGUAGGUAGAACCAAACCUCUUAUUACUAAUAUCAUGUGGAGGAAUCUAUUAGCUCAAGCUUUGUAUCAGAUAGUAGUUUUGCUGACUCUUCAAUUCAAAGGUGAGUCCAUCUUUGGUGUGACAUCAGAGGUAAAUGACACAUUGAUUUUCAAUACUUUUGUUCUUUGCCAAGUCUUCAAUGAGUUCAAUGCAAGGAACAUGGAGAAGAAGAAUGUUUUCAAGGGAAUACAUAGGAGCAAGUUGUUUUUGGGAAUUAUUGGCAUAACAAUAAUACUUCAGGUUGUGAUGGUUGAGUUUCUCAAGAAGUUUGCUGAUACAGAGAGGUUAAACUGGGGCCAAUGGGCCCUUUGUAUUGGUCUUGCUGCAAUUUCAUGGCCAAUUGGAUGGGUUGUGAAGUUCAUACCUGUCUCAGAUAAACCAUUGCUCAAUUUUUUGAGCAUGAUGAAGACUUAG